This is a messenger RNA of Perkinsus marinus ATCC 50983, 1365 nucleotides long. RefSeq lists its product as hypothetical. The transcript has 2 exons. Lineage: Eukaryota; Perkinsozoa; Perkinsida; Perkinsidae. The record is from RefSeq and is a predicted model, not a curated record. Bases 1 to 1365 code for a protein of 454 amino acids.
AUGCUAAGACGCCUACUUAGAGCUUGCCAGAGCAACAGCAGUGUGAAGGGCCUCUACAGGGGUGAGGAAGGCCAUUAUAGCCACCCAAGUGUCAGGGCACAUAUCAGCCAUAGCACGCUCGAGAUUAGUGACAAUCUGGGAAGUGGGGGCGUUGGCACUGCUCGGGCUCCUGUCGAAACUACCGAUGUUCCUGCCGAGACCGCUGAGGCUUCUGCCGAGACCACUGAGGCUCCUGUCGAGACCACUGAGGUUCCUGUCGAGACCACUGAGGUUCCUGUCGAGACCACUGAGGUUCCUGUCGAGACCACUGAGCCUCCGAUCGAGACCACUAAGGGUCCUGUCGAGACCACUGAGGUCCCUGUCGAGACCACUGAGGUCCCUGUCGAGACCACUGAGGUCCCUGUCGAGACCACUGAGGUCCCUGUCGAGACCACUGAGGCUCCGAUCGAGACCACUGAGGCUCCUGUCGAAACUACCGAUGUUCCUGCCGAGACCACUGAGGCUCCUGCCGAGACCACUGAGGCUCCAAUCGACACCACUGAGGUUCCUGUCGAGACCACUGAGGUUCCUGUCGAGACCACUGAGGUUCCUGUCGAGACCACUGAGCCUCCGAUCGAGACCACUGAGGUCCCUGUCGAGACCACUGAGGUCCCUGUCGAGACCACUGAGGUCCCUGUCGAGACCACUGAGGUCCCUGUCGAGACCACUGAGGUCCCUGUCGAGACCACUGAGGCUCCGAUCGAGACCACUGAGGCACCUGUCGAAACUACCGAUGUUCCUGCCGAGACCACUGAGGCUCCUGCCGAGACCACUGAGGCUCCAAUCGACACCACUGAGGUUUCUGUCGAAACUACUGAGGCUCCUGCCGAGACCACUGAGGCUCCUGCCGAGACCACUGGAGCUCCGGUCGAUACUACUGAAGUAUGCAUGAAGAUCUGUAAUGAGUUCGGGCCUUGCCGGGAUUCUGAUUCCGGGUCUUACUGCAAGACUUGGUUGGCUCCGUCAGUAUGUUUCGGCAUAGCCAAUACUGGGGAAAGUCUUUGUUACUCCGAUUUUGACGACUGCGAAGGUGAGCCAAUAGAAUGCAGUGACACCACUGAGGCUCCCGCUGUCGAGACUACUGAGGCUCCCGCUGUCGAGACUACUGAGGCUCCCGCUGUCGAGACUACUGAGGCUCCCGCUGUCGAGACUACUGAGGCUCCCGCUGUCGAGACUACUGAAGCUCCCGCUGUCGAGACUCCUGAUGAUUCCGCUGUCGAGACUACUGAGGCUCCCGCUGUCGAGACUCCUGAUGAUUCCGCUGUCGAGACUACUGAGGAUUCCGCUGUCGAAAAUACUGUCCCGCCGAUGAUCAGGCUGCUAUAA